AUGUCGCUGAAGGCGAUUUCGGCCAAAGAUGCUGCUGCCCUUGACAAGGAUCUGAUGGACAUGGGAGGUUGGUCUUUGGACCAGCUGAUGGAACUGGCAGGCCUUUCUGUUUCCCAGGCUGUCUGGCGAGUCCACCCGCUUAGUUCUGGAAAGAAUAUACUCGUAGUAUGUGGACCAGGAAAUAAUGGCGGCGACGGUCUCGUAGCAGCCCGACACCUCGCCCAAUACGGCUACAAUCCAUCCGUGUUCUACCCCAAGCAAGGAAAGAAUGAGCUCUAUCAGCGCCUGAAAACACAGCUCGAGAAUCUUUCCGUUCCAUUCAUCACGGAUUUCUCAGCUGCUCUGAAGUCCACCGACUUCCUCGUCGACGCUAUCUUCGGCUUCUCCUUUGGCGGACCAUUGCGGGACCCGUUCGGCUCUAUAGUCUCACAAAUCGAGUCAUCUUCUGUCCCCGUACUGAGUGUCGACGCGCCCAGCUCAUGGGAUAUUCAGAGCGGACCACCAAAGGAGGGACCUGGUGCCAAGUUUAUGCCCGCAGCGCUGAUUAGUUUGACAGCUCCGAAACCGUGUGUCAAGUUUUAUCAGGGAAGACAUUUCAUUGGUGGUCGGUUCUUGUCUAAGGAUAUUACGGACAAGUAUGGGCUUGACUGUCCGGCGUAUCCGGGAAUCGACCAGGUCAUGGAAGUUGGGGUGGAUGCAGAGGGUAGACUUUAG
Molecule: messenger RNA, 714 nt
Organism: Penicillium maclennaniae
Lineage: Eukaryota; Fungi; Ascomycota; Eurotiomycetes; Eurotiales; Aspergillaceae
Product: NADHX epimerase
Exons: 4
Coding region: 1-714 (237 amino acids)
Cellular component (GO): mitochondrion
Molecular function (GO): NAD(P)HX epimerase activity
Source: RefSeq, a predicted model, not a curated record